AUGAGGAGCACCAGUUUGGGAAUUAGGUUGGGAAUUGCUUUCUCUGUUGUCCUGAUGGUUGCAAUCAUAAUCACCAUCAAAAGAGAUUCCUUGACUCAGCUUUGUAGGAACCUGGUGUAUGUGCCGUCUCUGGCCAAACACACAUCUCCGGUGGUGCCCGAGGAACGUUAUGGAAGAAAUCACACCAAGAAGACUAGUAGCUCUAUUGUAAAGGAGGAAAAGGAAUCUGGUGGUGAUCAUCACAUCACAAAGGAAGUGGAAGAGAGUGAAAUGCAGCAAGAAGAUGCCGAAUCUAGAUGGACAUCUUGUAACUUUCCUUCUUCUGCUGCCCAGUUAGCAGCUGCCCUACAUGAUCCCAUGACUCUUGAUAUGGAUGCUGUCCUCUCAGACUUCGUUCAGUCCACGGGGGCAGAGCCUGGUCUAGCCAGAGAUUUGUUGGAAGGCAAAAACUGGGACUUCACUGCUGCUUUGAGUGACUAUGAACAGCUCAGGCAGGUGCAUACAGCCAACCUGCCCCAAGUGUUCAACGAAGGAAGGUAUCCCAAGCCGCAGCCGCAGCAAAAGCCAGAUAAAGAACUUUCCCAACAGGUGAACAAGAGUGAGCGGCUAUCCUUUCCUAGACAGGAGGACAUCUCCCAAGAGAAGAGGCUUUCUAGAGGAAUCUCUCAUGCCAGUUCCGCCAUUGUCUCGCUCGCUCGCUCUCACGUGGCCACCGAAUGUAACAAUGACCAUUUCUCUCUGGAGAUGCCCAUCUACACCUUCCAGCUUCCUGACCUCAGUGUUUACAGUGAAGACUUCAGGAGCUUCGUUGAGCGGGACCUGAUUGAGCAGGCCACCAUGGUCGCUUUGGAACAAGCGGGUCGUCUCAACUGGUGGUCAACGGUGUGCACCAGCUGCAAGCGUCUUCUUCCAUUGGCCACAACCGGUGAUGGAAACUGCCUCUUGCACGCGGCUUCUUUGGGGAUGUGGGGCUUUCACGACCGAGACCUCGUCUUACGGAAAGCACUUUACGCCAUGAUGAGGAGUGGGGCUGAAAGGGAAGCUCUGAAGAGAAGGUGGAGGUGGCAGCAGACCCACCAAAAUAAAGAGUCAGGACUGGUUUACACGGAAGAAGAGUGGGAGCGGGAGUGGAGCGAACUCCUCAAGUUGGCAUCCAGUGAACCACGCACUCACAUCAGCAAAAACGGGGGCAGCGGUGGUGGAGUGGAGAAUUCCGAAGAACCCGUCUACGAGAGCUUAGAAGAGUUCCAUGUUUUUGUGUUGGCCCACAUAUUAAGGCGACCAAUUGUCGUUGUGGCAGAUACAAUGCUACGGGAUUCAGGAGGAGAAGCAUUUGCACCCAUCCCCUUUGGAGGAAUUUACUUGCCCUUAGAAGUCAUGCCCAACCGAUGCCAUUGCUCUCCCCUCGUCCUGGCCUACGACCAAGCCCAUUUCUCGGCCCUCGUGUCAAUGGAACAGAAAGACCAGCAGAAGGAGCAAGCGGUGAUCCCUCUGACCGAUUCUGAACAUAAAUUACUGCCUUUGCACUUUGCGGUUGAUCCGGGCAAAGACUGGGAAUGGGGCAAGGAUGACAAUGAUAACAUCAAAUUGGCCAAUUUGAUUCUGUCCCUGGAGGCAAAGCUGAACCUUCUGCACAGUUACAUGAAUGUAACCUGGAUCCGCAUGCCGUCAGAAACACGGGCUCCCUUGGCUCAGCCAGAGUCUCCUACGGCAUCGGCUGGAGAAGACGUCCAGUCGCUGGCAGACUCCAUGGAUUCCGACAGGGAUUCUGUCUGCAGUAAUUCCAACGGCAAUAACGGCAAAAACGGGAAAGAGAAAGAGAAGCAGAGGAAAGACAAGGAGAAGAACCGAGGGGAUUCCGUGGCUAACAAACUUGGGAGUCUCAGUAAGACUCUGGGCAUCAAGCUGAAGAAGAACAUGGGGGGUCUGGGUGGGCUGGUCCACGGCAAGAUCAACCGAGCCAACGCUGGGAAUGGCAAAAACGGGGGGGAGGUCACGGAGAAGGCUAAAGAGAAGAAGUCAAAAUCGCGUAAAGGGAGCAAGGAGGAAUCGGGCCGCUCUGCGAGCACCUCCCCCUCGGAGAAGACCACCACCCCGUCCCCCACAGAGAAGGCGAGCAUCUCCCCUGCAGAAAAAGCCAACGCAAAAUCCCCGUCCUGGAAAUACAGCACCGAUGUGAAGCUGAGUCUGAACAUCUUAAGAGCCGCCAUGCAAGGAGAGCGGAAGUUCAUUUUUGCCGGCCUCCUCCUGACCAGCCACAGACACCAGUUCCACGAGGAGAUGAUUGGCUACUACUUGACCAGCGCCCAAGAGCGCUUCAGCGCCGAACAAGAGCAGAAGAGGAAAGAGGCGGAGAAGAAGGCCGCGGCUCUCGGCAGCUCCUCGUCUCGCAAACUGGACCAAGAAGGGUUUUCCAAGGAGAAGCUGGAUUCAUCUCCUCAGGGGAGGGCAUCCCCCGUGUUGCCUCAAAGCCAUACCACUCAGCUGGUUUUAAAGUUCAAAGACCGGGCUAGUCCCACGCCGGCUUCCUUUUCUUCACCGAGCAACGGAGCCAAGGGGAGUGGACCCAUCCCGGUAUCUGCCCAUUAUAGCCAUACGCCCCCCAUCCAAAGGCAGAGCGUCAUCCACUUGCACGACUUCAACACCAAGCCAUCCAGCUUCCAAGACGAUGUCUACAAGCCCAUGGUGGGCACCCUAAAAACAUGUGCCACCUACCCUCAGCAGAACCGCUCAUUGUCCUCGCAGAGUUAUAGCCCAGCAAGGAUAGCGGACAUUCGUACGGUCAACACGGUGGAGUCUUUGGCCUACGCUCUGCCCACGGACCCCAAGUCGCAAACAUACACCAACGGGUUCAAUAGCAAGGACAUCAGAGACAGCUUAGAGUACGUGGAUGAAGAUGCUCCACAGACCUGGUUGAACAAUGAGAAAAACCGCAGCAGGACCCCGGUUUGCCCCGUGUAUUCCAUCCAGCAGAACCGCUGCAAGACGGAGAAUUGUUCCUUUUACGGGCGCCCUGAAACCAAGAACUUCUGCUCCUGCUGCUACAAAGAGGAACUCAAACGUAGGGAGCGAGAGAGUAAAGGGUCCCGGCAUUGAAGACCGUGGAGCUCUUCGAAUAAAUAUUUAUUUCGUUCAUUUUCUUACUUAGGACAUAUUGUAUGUGGUAAGGGACUGAAAGAGGAAAGACCAGGGGGGAUUCUAGAAAGAUUCUCAAGG
Molecule: messenger RNA, 3216 nt
Organism: Protobothrops mucrosquamatus (brown spotted pit viper)
Lineage: Eukaryota; Metazoa; Chordata; Lepidosauria; Squamata; Viperidae
Gene: OTUD7A
Product: OTU deubiquitinase 7A
Exons: 12
Coding region: 1-3096 (1031 amino acids)
Biological process (GO): protein K63-linked deubiquitination; protein K48-linked deubiquitination; protein deubiquitination involved in ubiquitin-dependent protein catabolic process
Cellular component (GO): cytoplasm; nucleus
Molecular function (GO): K63-linked polyubiquitin modification-dependent protein binding; cysteine-type deubiquitinase activity; zinc ion binding
Source: RefSeq, a predicted model, not a curated record